Messenger RNA from Fukomys damarensis (Damara mole-rat), 2792 nucleotides. It is a transcript of the gene Znf385b, whose product is annotated as zinc finger protein 385B. Gene Ontology annotation, molecular function: nucleic acid binding; zinc ion binding. The transcript is spliced from 10 exons. Gene Ontology annotation, cellular component: nucleus. Lineage: Eukaryota; Metazoa; Chordata; Mammalia; Rodentia; Bathyergidae. The coding region runs from base 42 to 1610 and encodes 522 amino acids. The record is from RefSeq and is a predicted model, not a curated record.
AGUACUCCUUAAGCCCUAACAACCACCUUGAAGAUGGAAGUAUGAAUAUGGAAACUUUUCUACGGGGCUUUGAAGAAAAGGGGAUAAAGAACGAGAGGCCUGAAGACCAGUUAAGUAAAGAGAAAAAGAAAAUUCUGUUCUCUUUUUGCGAAGUGUGCAACAUCCAACUGAACUCUGCAGCACAGGCCCAGGUCCAUUACAAUGGCAAAUCCCACCGCAAAAGAGUCAAGCAGCUGAGCGAUGGGCAACCCCUGCCCGCAGCCCAGGGCUCGGGGCCACUGCUGGCCAGCCCCGGCAGCAAUACCAGCACAGAUAAUAAUGGCUGGAGCCAAGUCCCCUUAGCCCCGUGCAUCACCCUGGUCACAGCCUGGAAGUUUUGUUUACCCAACUUGGUUGCUCGUGAAGCUGAACGCCCUGCCAGGAUGUGGAGUGGACUUCCUAGCAGAGGCAGUACAUGUCAUACUACUACCCUUCCUGCUCUUGUACGCACGCCUACCCUGAUGAUGCAGCCUUCACUGGAUAUCAAACCAUUUAUGUCUUUUCCAGUGGACAGUAGUUCUGCUGUUGGGCUCUUUCCAAAUUUUAACACAAUGGAUCCUGUGCAAAAAGCAGUCAUUAAUCACACAUUUGGAGUAUCCAUUCCUCCAAAGAAGAAACAAGUUAUUUCUUGUAAUGUCUGUCAGCUUCGCUUCAACUCGGAUAGCCAGGCCGAGGCCCACUACAAAGGAAGUAAACAUGCCAAGAAGGUCAAAGCACUAGAGGCAACGAAAAAUAAACCCAAAAUGGUUUCUUCCAAGGACAGCGCAAAGGCUAAUCCCAGCUGCUCCAUCACUCCAAUCACAGGCAACAGCUCUGACAAAUCAGAAGAUAAAGGGAAAUUAAAAGCCAACAGUCCCAGUCAGCCAGCAGGCUCCGAAGGUGGCUCGUUGCUCCUCAAACCUGGCACAGCUGCCCUGCCACCUGCAGCAGCCACUUCACCCUCCAAGAGUACAAAUGGAGCUCCUGGGGCCAUUGCUGAAUCAGAAGAAGAAAAAGCCAAAAAAUUGCUUUAUUGUUCACUAUGCAAAGUGGCUGUGAACUCCCUGUCACAGCUAGAGGCACACAAUACAGGGUCUAAACACAAGACCAUGGUUGAGGCUCGCAAUGGAGCUGGUCCAAUUAAGUCCUACCCUAGACCAGGAUCGAGAUUAAAGACGCAGAAUGGCAGUAAGGGGUCAGGACUCCAGAACAAGACGUUUCAUUGUGAAAUCUGUGAUGUUCACGUUAAUUCCGAAAUUCAACUCAAACAGCACAUUUCUAGCCGAAGGCAUAAAGACCGAGUUGCAGGGAAACCCCUGAAGCCGAAAUACAGCCCAUACAACAAACUCCAGCGGAGCCCCAGCAUUCUAGCAGCAAAACUUGCAUUCCAGAAAGAUAUGAUGAAGCCUUUGGCCCCGGCUUUCCUGUCCUCACCCCUGGCAGCUGCGGCCGCCGUGUCCUCUGCGCUGUCACUGCCACCCCGGCCGUCUGCGUCGCUGUUCCAGGCUCCAGCCAUCCCCCCAGCUCUCCUGAGGCCGGGGCACGGGCCCAUCCGCGCCACCCCCGCCUCCAUCCUCUUCGCCCCUUACUGACUUCUGCAAACCCCAAGACAAUCCAGGCCAGUAGGAACGCUGAGAAGAAAAACGUAAAGGAUUGCAGCAGUGUGAGCAUUUCGGGUUGCAGUAAGUACCCCACACGCACCCACAAAAUGCAGCCUGCCUUCCUGAACCCCAACUCCAAAGAAAAACCAAUCGCUAGAUUCCAGAGUGCUUUAAUGGACCGCUCCUGUCAUUUAGGAAUGUGAGCAGUAGGCUUUACCUCCUGGUUCCCCUCUCGCCUACCCCACUCAAUUGGUCAGAAAAAAAAUCAAUCUCUAUUUUCCCAUGGAUGUGAUCUGGCUUAGAAAAUACGGAAUAUUUUCCUGACAGACUUGAAAACUGGGAUCUUCCUCAGAUGUCUGUAAAUAACUCUGGAAUCCAACCGGGCAUAUUCUAGUGUGGAACAAUAUAGAACACAAGUGCUUACUUGUGGAAACCAUUUACCAAUGGAUCACGACGUUUUCUUUUUGGUGUACUGUUGUUGACAGGGAUUGUGUACUGUUUUAGACCCAAGUAUUGUUGUAUCCUGUGUAGUACUAGAUCGUAUCUCUCGUCGGAAGUCAGCAUUUUUAGUUGCUGUGUAAAUGUUAGGAAGCAAAGUAGCUUUGAAUUUUCUCUUUACGAGAACAAAAGAUAAUGUAUUUUCUUUAUUUCGCAUUUUAUUUGGAGAUAUUUAAACAAAAUAGAAAGCCAUAUACCAUAGCUAUAAUUACUACCUUUUCGCUACUUUUGUUUAACUUAUUUUGUAGCCUAUUCACCAGUUUGAGUUGCUAAGCAAAUACAAACACAAAAAGAGCGUCCUCAGUCACACAUUUUCGCACCUCCUGUGCAUUCUGCAAGAACACAAUGAAUCCCUGUGUUUCUACAUCAUUAUUUCCAUUUUAACCUGUUUUUAUUUGUAAUGACGCUACAUGAUUUUGUGGCUCCCUAAUGCAAUAAUGUACAGAAGAUAUAAAAUUUAUAAUUGAACCAUUUGUCUUUCUGUUUGCGGACAGUAUCGCAGGUCAUGCUCCCCUGCCCCCCUUUUUAGGCUGAUGUCAACAAGACUGGAAUGUUUGUGCUGUCAGGGGCAAGUGGUAAUCAUAAAACAACAGAAUAGAGCUAUCUCUUUUAGAGCACCUAUAUCUGCAACCUGUAAAUGGUAAAAUGUCUGUGUAUUUUUUUAAAUGUACCUUU